Molecule: messenger RNA, 3235 nt
Organism: Patiria miniata (bat star)
Lineage: Eukaryota; Metazoa; Echinodermata; Asteroidea; Valvatida; Asterinidae
Product: OTU domain-containing protein 3-like
Exons: 10
Coding region: 172-1380 (402 amino acids)
Biological process (GO): protein deubiquitination
Molecular function (GO): cysteine-type deubiquitinase activity
Source: RefSeq, a predicted model, not a curated record
AUUAUAUUUUGGUUUUGUGCGGGACCGGGAUGUUGUCAACAAGUGGUGCAACUGCAAGAGCGACAUCGUGUUUAUUUGCUCGCCAAAAUUAUACCAAAAUCUGACAUAGUUUCAAACCGAUUGCUAUUUGCAGGGAUCGUCAUUUGAAGAUAAGACUAGUAGAGAGACGAGAUGAGUAAAUCCAACCACCGACAAGCCAAGACCCUCACGACCGGCCAGCGACGUGAUGCACAGGAACGCAAACGGGACGAGAGAGCCGUCCGCAAUGGUUACCGGAAACAGCAUAAGGAUGCCUCAUACCUUGCAGAUGAUGAGAACUUUGCGGGUUUCGCCACUCAGCUGCAGACCAUAGGCCUGGAGCUGAGAGACAUACCAGGGGAUGGUAACUGUCUCUUCCGUGCCUUGGGCGAUCAAACUGAGGGACAUGGACGGAACCAUUUGAGGCACCGAGCAGACACAGUGCAAUAUAUUCUAGAACACCGGGAUGACUUUGAGCCCUUUGUGGAGGACGAUGUGCCAUUUGACAGACACAUUGAGAAUCUUGCCAAGUCUGGUACCUACGCUGGCAAUGACAGCAUUGUAGCCUUUGCACGUAGGAAUGGCCUUAACGUGGUCAUACACCAGCUGAAUGCACCAGACUGGAGGAUAUGUGGGUCGGACAGACCCGAGGCAAGAGAGCUCCACAUUGCCUACCACAAUGGAGACCAUUACUCCAGUGUACGGAAAUAUGGGGACAAGUCACAAGACCCUACCAAAUUCAAGUCCUCAGACCCAAGAAAAUAUGCAACUGUCGGAGUUAAGGCCAAACACAAAGACAGGAACGACGGCUCUUCCUACGGUGCAUCAGUUGCUGAUGACUUCACAGUGCCGGCCGGGGCUUGGAGCAACAGCAGCAUGGACGACAUGGUGAUACACAUCAUGGAUGCUACUGGUUGUCAGGAUGCUGGUCUGAUCAGCGACACACUCCAGGAUAACCAGUAUGAGGUAGAGGCAACUAUUGACUUCAUCCUACAGAUCCUGCAGGAGGACAUUCAUCCUGAUGAUCAAACCGAUUCCCAGGAUGCUUCCAGAGUGCCUGAGGAUGGCCUCUGGUCAUCGGAAGGCACAGGGUCCCGCAUCUUUGGUGCUCCUGUCGAUGAGGACUCCAAGGAGACGCAGCCUAACAGAACACAGGGCAGAGGGAGAGGUCGGGGUCAACGGCCAGCCGUCAACAGCCGCAUCCUGAAGCAGCAGAAGAGAGCAGAGAAGAAGGAACGACAGAUGGAGAGGCAUAAACAAAAAGUCUUGGGAAUCCAAACGGAGAACCGUGACGAAGACAAAGACGACGCGCAGAGUACCGUGUCCGUUCCCGUUGGGCAAAUGGGAGCGCUUUCGAUAUGAGGGUGUGGUACGAGUAACAGUGUGAACAAUUCUAAGGUCAGUGAUUGCUGAACGAGGUCGGCCAAACCUGCAGGACAUGUUGGAUCGCUAACAUUUGAAGUCCCAAAAGAGAUCGUCGACAGAAACUUUACUUGAAGUAGAGUCAGGACUGUUUAAAUAGAAAACACCUUGUGACACUGAAGUCAUUGAAGUUCAUUAGCCGGUUUCAAGCGAGAGAUACACGAGGUAGCAUUAUUUGGGCCAUGUGUCUAUUCAAACACUGGUAUAGACAAAGGGUGCCUUGUAAGCUGACAUUAGCAGCGUACCGGGAACAAAUCACCAUCCAGUUGAAGAUUUGCAAUAAUGCAGUUGGGAACAAGGACACCCGUUUUAGGGGUUUUGGGGUCUUGUUAAUUGGAUGUUUUCUUUAGUGACAAACAAUGGCUCUUAUCCUCUAGGGGUCCAAAUGAAGAUGUAUUUGUUUGGAAUCACACAUAAACAAACAAAACCGAAUGAUCAUAUCACGGAAUAUAUGCAGAGUCAACCAGGAAGUUGGAAGAGGCCUUUUUGAGACACAUACUUGUUGGCAAACUGUGCAAUUUUUUUUUCCAUUUUCGAAGAGAGGAUUUGUUUUAUGUAGUUGAAAUUCUGUAGCAGUUUUGGAGUGCACUACACGAUACAACGGUCAGUUCACGCCGUCCCAUAUGUUACCCCAAAUGGUGCUGUUGGAUGAGAAAUGGGGAGGGGGAGUAUAAUGAAAUUACAUUUUAAUUUAUUGUUUGCUAGUGUAUGAAAUAUAUUUUGUGAUUACAAUAAAGGAACAUAAAACACACUUCAAAAUGCCACUUUUUAGUCAGUUUAUUGAUAAUGAAAGCCCAUAAUUGAGCUGUCCCAGUACGUACACAGGCAAGAUAUUCCUUAUUGUGCAGGCAUACAGAGUAAUAGAUCCGCUAUAGCAGAUCCAUGUAUACAACCCACUAGAUAACGAACACCAAUAUACAGAAGGAAAUUCCAAACAGUUUUUCUGUCUAUAAGUAUUACAUAAAACAUUGAGGACCAAGAAUUGCUGUAGCUCUCCUAUUUUGUGGACCCUAUUGUGUUCGUUACUGUGAAGUUCUGUUGUCUGGAUUGAAAUGAAUAAAAAUUUCACAAGAUCAGGUUUUCAGACACGGUAAAGUCCCCGACAUUGUUGACAUCUUCAAAUUUGUAAAUGUUUUAGCUUCAAACUUGUGAUUUUAUCAAUGUUACAGCCCCAAUUUGAAAUGCUGGAGCAAUACUGAUCCAUUUGUUGUACUCAAAAUGUUUCAUACAAUUCGGACUGUUUAUGAAUCCGGGCAUCUGAGAACAGCCCUUGCUGUUUUAACAACAGUAAUGCAACCUUGGAUUUCUGUCAAUAUAAAACCAUGUCUUCUUGUGUGUUACUGUAAAGUAAUUACAAAAUUAAGCGUUAUAUUUGUUGUUUCACAAUGUUUCCAUAUUGGCAUUCGGCAAACAAAAUUAGAAGCCAUUUUUUGAGGUGGUACCACGCACACGCUGCAUGUAUUCUUAUUGAAAGACAAGGCACGUGCGCAUUUUGUUGACUCUAUUGGUCGAAGGAGCCCGGAGUGCCUGUGUAUUACCCGAGUACGACUCGCUUCAGCCUGGUGCCACCACAGAAAAUAGCCUCCCACCAGAUUAGUCUAUUGAUUGAAAGGGCAAGAACAUGCUUUUGAAAAAAAAAUGUACAGUAUUUAUGUAAACUAUGAGAAAGAGUAACAUUUGUAAACGAUGAAUAUGAUGCUAACAAAUACUAAAUCUAAAAUACAUAUUGUCUACGUGGAACUGUUUUUAAAUUUGGCAAAUUGGCAAUAAUAAACGGCAUAUCUUAUUAUACAAA